Messenger RNA from Chara braunii, 1487 nucleotides. Lineage: Eukaryota; Viridiplantae; Streptophyta; Charophyceae; Charales; Characeae. The record is from the annotation of a GenBank genome assembly.
AGGGGGAUCAUGGCUGCUAUCCUCGACGGACUGGGAGAAAUUUUUAGGACCUCGGGAAAAUGCCUGGCUGUUCACAUGGCGGAGAUUCAAGACUGCGUACGUGAAAGGGAGACUGCAUUUGAGGGCCAGUUCCACCUCGUGCAGGACUGGAGACAACGACUCCGGGGGCUCGUCUGCAUGCCAAUGGACCGCAAUCCAGGGGCGACAUACGUCGUCUGUCCGACGGUAUACGCCAGAGCACUACGAGAUAUGUUCUGGCAUGGAGGAAGUUUUAUUAUGUGUACCUUAUCGGCAGAUGAGGCACUGGCCACCUGCCGAAGAAAGUACGAAGUGAGGGGCCUUAAGGAUCUGGGAGCAUGGCGCAAGAAAGGGAGAUUCGGCGACGUGUAUGUCCUACCGAAACACAAAGAUCCCGCGAGAUGGCGGCCGAUCGCCCCGGCUUGGAAUUCGCCCUCGAAGGUAGGAGCGAAGAAGGUGGCUAAAGCUUUGCAAUGUAUGCUCGGAAACCUGGCGAGGGGUCUGCACUUCAACACCUAUUUGUCAGAAGAUGCAAUCAAGAGACUACAUGGCUGGGCAUCUCAUUUGGAGAAGGGACAUGGAGUGAUGACAGCCUCCUUCGACAUCAAGAACAUGUUUGCUGAGCUACCUCAUGCGGCGAUCCUGGAGUCACUCGAAUGGAUGAUCCGGAUGAUGGAGGCAAAAGGAUUCGACAGGGUGAAUGUGAACUGCCGGGGAAAGAAGCCAGCGAUGGGAAGACAGAACAGGAACGGCCACUUCCCUGUGAAGUUUGAUUGUAUACGGAAGUGGGUCAGAUACGAGCUGGAGUUCUCCUACAGUCUGGCCGAGGGAGAGCUGAUACAGCAAAUCCAGGGGAUCCCCAUGGGGGGUCACACGAGCCCUUCCCUCGCGUGCAUCCUUUGCGUCCAUGGUGAGGCCCAGUUCAUGUAUGAACUGGGGACACUUCGGAAGAGGAUCCUGGGACUGAGACUCAUGGACGAUGUGGCUGUCUUUGUCCGCUUCAUAAGUGACGAUGAGUUGGCAUUCUUGAGUGAAGGUGGGGACCCCCAUGACGAAAACCUUGUUCGAGGAUUCUGGCAUGAUGAUCUUCAGCUCCUUCUCGUGACAAGAGGAGCUGGUGGUUCCUCCUACUUCACCAAGUCCGCAUCUGGUCAUGUUCCUGGUGUACAGGUGAGCACGAUCGACACCACCGGCGCAGGCGAUGCGUUUGUUGCCGGGCUUUUGUCGCAAAUUGUGGAAGAUCGGUCCAUUCUUACUGAUGAAGAGAAGCUGCGCUCUGCUCUGCAUUUCGCUAACGCUUGCGGCGCGAUAACGACGACGGAGAGAGGUGCAAUUCCCGCCCUCCCAGACCGUGAAACAGUUCUGAGAAUGAUGUCGAAGACAAUGGUGGCAUGACUCGCUGAUCGGGGGUGGGGGGGGGGGGGAAGAAGAAGAAAAAGGGUGCGACUGCAAAUGAGCAAUUCAAUUUA